Molecule: messenger RNA, 787 nt
Organism: Eupeodes corollae
Lineage: Eukaryota; Metazoa; Arthropoda; Insecta; Diptera; Syrphidae
Product: nucleolar protein 16
Exons: 3
Coding region: 117-704 (195 amino acids)
Biological process (GO): ribosomal large subunit biogenesis
Cellular component (GO): nucleolus
Source: RefSeq, a predicted model, not a curated record
UUGACAAAACAGAAUAAGCAUCAACAUAAGCACGUGCGGUUAUUUUAUUUGCAACAAUUUGUGCAUUUGAUUUAAAUUUUAAUAAUUUAUUAAAAGUGAUUGUCUAAAUUAUAAAUAUGAAAAUUCGUAAGAAUCACAUUGGGAAGCGUUAUCGCUACAAUGUUAACAGAAAACGCCUAAAUAAAACUCGAAAUAAUACAGGAAAAAUUAAGUGCCCCGAAGUAAAAGAGCAUUGGAAUGAUAGAAGACUUCCGAACAAGAACUACUUUGACAUGGGUUUAGCUACAGAUUCGAACAAAAGUAUUCCUAUGCCGAAUUUUAAACAGAAUCGUUUGAAGAUUAUCAAGUUGGCAAAUGGCUUUGUCGAAGAAGAUGUAAAUGAAGAACCCGCACCAAAACCACGUCGUAAAGCUUUUGUUGCAGAUAUUCUCGAAAAAGAAGCCAAUGAAUUUAGGGAGCCAAAAUUAAGAUUGCCAAAAGGACUGUGUACUGUGCUUACAUAUUUCAUUGAUAAAUAUCAAUUAAAUUACAAAGCUAUGGUCAAUGAUCGGAAGAAUUUCGAUCAAUGGACAUGGAAACAGUUUCGCAUGAAAAUUCGUAAGUUCAUGUCGAUUCCAGAACAAUUUAAUUUGUACUUGAAGGAAAGAGAAAUCGAUCGGGAGAGCUUGGGCAAUGAAUACGAUUCCGAAAGUGAAUGGAAGUAAUAUUAGGCUAUUUUAAGUACUUUAGAUAGGAUGUUAAUGUUUUAUUUCAUUAAUUUUAAAUAAACAUAUAUUUGUCAAAUGUC